AUGAUAAAUGAAUUUGGAAUUUAUCUGAAUCCAAAUUCUCUUACACGUAAACCUAUGAAUAGGUCAAGGUUUGUGGACACGAACCUUUCUCAAUUAAUGGAUCAGGAAACAGCACAAAUUUUAUUUGAUAAAGGUGCUUUUUUGCUAUUUUUGGAUGCACCUGAAGGGCUGGAGUUUGGAAUAGAUUAUAAUUCAUGGCAAAUAGGUCCACGAUUUAAAGGAGUAAAGCUCAUCCCCCCGGGGUUACAUUUUGUUUAUUAUAGUACUUCAGAUAAAUCUGGUACUUCGGGACUUAGGAAAGAUAUAAAAAAAAAUGAUGAGACGGAUCCAGAACAGAAUGAACGUUUAAAAUCUGACAUGCGUCAAUUUGAUUCAUUUCUUGGCGUAUAUCCACUAACACCGCCAACUGAUUGGAAAAAAUGGGUUAAUCUAACAAAUUAUAUAACCCCUUCGUUGAUUUCUCGUAUAUUACCUAAUGAAGGAAGGAUGAAUAACGUUUCAUCAUCAACAGUAGAUGAAGAUGAGUUAUUAAACAUUAAAGGCUCUUCGAAAUUUUAUGAGGACAUUAUUCUUUUCGCAAAAUUUGACUUAAAAAAGAGUUGGAGACCUGGUGCCAUUGGACAAGAGAUAACGAAAUAUAGUCAAGAUAAAAACCACAAAGAGCUUUUAGGUGAACUUCAACUAUCCUUUGUAUGUCUACUGAUAGGUCAAAAUUUUGCGGGGUUCACACAAUGGAAGAAUUUAGUGCAAUUGAUUUGUAUGUGUAAAGAGGCAAUUAAUACUUAUGCAAUGACGCUUUUCUUGGAAUUCAUCGAUGUGUUAAAUUUUCAACUUGAAGAAUGUCCGAUUGACUUUUUUCGAGAUGUUAUAUCUGAAGAUAAUUUUCUUUCACAUGUUUUAAAGAUCCUAGACAAGACCAUUUUAGAUUUAUCGACACAACCUUCUUCUACUCAUCUAAAAUCAUUGCGACGUCGAUUUAACAAGUUUCGAGGAUUCCUUGAUCAGCGAUUUCGGUUAGAGUUACCAAAUGAGUAUGAAGAAGCGGAAGAAGGAGAGUAUGCACCUGUCGUUGUAGAAUUGCCGGAGGAGUAA
Molecule: messenger RNA, 1092 nt
Organism: Dentiscutata erythropus
Lineage: Eukaryota; Fungi; Glomeromycota; Glomeromycetes; Diversisporales; Gigasporaceae
Source: the annotation of a GenBank genome assembly